UAAGUAACUCUUUCUUCAUCCAACAAAUUUCUUGUGUCUGGUACAUGUAGACGAUGAAACCUUUCCACACCACAAUCCCUCUGAAAUAAUAGCUGAGGGCAUUCUUGAGUUGCUUGCUGGUGUAGAUUAGACCACGCAGUUAACAAUCAGUGUUGGAAAACCGGGACCAGGUUGACAGGCAGUGUCUAAAUAGUGUGUCCCGGCAGGAACAAUAGCAGCGAUCUCUGCGUUUUAAAACUCUUCGAAGUGUUGCUUCCAAGGUGGAUUACUUGGAGAUUACUACAACAUCACUUGUGUAACCCCAGUUAACUAGAACUUUGCCGAAAUUCUUACCUAAAUUUACAGAGCCAGCUAGAAGUUAUUGUUUGUUCCAGGAGUCCCAAAUAGAUAACUCAUAUAGAAUCUAAAGGUGGUGCAGGCAGGGCAUCCUGAAAAUGCUACAGCUGUAAUUGCAGUCUGAUUGGCUCCCCAACCUCCCGACCAAGCUCUGUCUGCUGGUUCAUACUCUUUUGAUGAGGAGUGUGGCUGCAUUACCUGUAAAGUUGACUUGCUAAUGGGAACCUGCACUGAUUUAUUUCCCAUUAGAGCUAGUAGUUGUUAGAGUAUCUGACAAAGAAACUGAGUCAAGUGGUAUUUUGUUGUUGUGUUCACACUUGAAAUGUUAGUGCUGUAUCUUAUCUGUGGAGUUCAGCACUGGAUCACUGCAGGUGUAGGGAGGAUGUGCUCCUGUCUAGCAAGUGGAAAGUCGUGUCCUGCUACACAACAGUGUGGGCAAGUAGAUGUAGUAUGUUGCUUGGAAAACAUUGAGUCUUGUCAUAGUAAUUUUGUUUUUUUAAGUAUAUCUUUCAAGUGAACUUUGUCUAAAACUGUGAAAGUAAGCUUUAGUGUUGUCUUUACAUAAUGCGUGCACAAGGUUAUUCUUACUCUGAUAGAGAGUGCUUAUUUUCUUGAAAGCUGAGUUGUCUGUGAAGGAGUUCUCACUAAAGUGAAAAGAAUAAUUUUGAAAUAAGGUUUUCACAUGAUGGAUUAAAACAGAAGCAGGAGCUAAUAUGGAAUAAGCAUGAUAGUAAUUGGUAGAGUUCUAACAUAGUCUUAACAGAGCAGUCAAGAUUGACAGCUGUCCUAAAAUUUUUGUAGCCAAAUAAGUAAUACAUAGUAGUACCACAUUGUCUUUUUAAAGUACCUUUAGCCAUUUUUUUCAAAUAAUUUAACAACUUUACUUGUUAGUGUAUCUCCUAAUCCUGCUGUGAAUCAUGUUUCAGUCUCAGUUAUGCUUGACUGUGUUGGCUCCAUUCCCUUUCCUUCUCUUCCAUCACUGCCCAACCACGCCUGCAAGUGUUGAGUCAGACAAAGGAACUGAUCCAGCUGAAAAUUAACCAAUUUUUUUGCUGGUUUUAUUAUGAUCAGGUUGCUGACCUGAGUGAUGAGAUAGAAACACAACUGGAGACAAAGGCAAGACUGGUUGCUUGUCUUAGGCACAUCUUUUCCUUCUCCAUUGGUCUCCAUCAGGAUUUUUAGACCAGUGUAGGACAGUUCUUGUAAUACAGGGAUAGUCAGGGCUGAUGAUGCUCAUUAGAAUUAGAAAUAAAACAGAUUUUUUCCCCUUUUCUUGGGGUGUUGUUGCAAUAGAGUUUUUGAAGUGUCAAUACUGCAAGUAAAGCUUAGGCAUGACUGAGGUUUUAGGAACUUAACGUGAAAUGAUUUUUCAUUAUAAAUAUCAAAGUUUUAUGAUUCAUGUGCAUGAAGAAAUACGGUUUUGCCAUGGAUCAGCAGGAAAUGGAUACAAUUUGCUGUCACCAAGAAUGGGUCGUUGCAGAGACAGAUGAGAGACAACUGUCACUCCAAGAACUGCCUUCUGAAGCUGAGGAAAAGGGGUGAGAGCAGAACGGGGGAUGGAUAUUGGGUUGGAAUGGACUAGACAUGACAAGUCACAGCCCAAAUGAGUGCAGGAGAAAAGACAGCCUUGUAUGGGCAAGGCAGCUACAGAAGUCCCAUGCAUUUUGUGUUGUUUUUUUUUUUGCAAUUUGUGAGGGGAUAUCUGAACCCACAGAAGGGGCUUUUAUAAGUGGAUGAGAGAGUGAAACAAUUGCAUUCACUGAGAAAUGUACAGAUUAGUUCUCUGCUGCAUGAGGGAGAAAUGCUGCCUUUACUUGUCUUGAUGGUCUUGAUCUAUGGAGUAGUGGUAGAAGAGCUAUUUGUAUGUAUGUUUGAAGAAUUAAUCCUUAAGUACAUGACUCAGGGAGCAAGCUGAGGACAUUUUAAACCAGGAAGCUUUCCUAGAUCUGCAGAACCCAAAGAAACUGAAAUGACUCCAGGUUUAGUUAAUGGGGCAGCACAAUGACUUUUAGAGGAAGGACACUGAAACAAAUCUAUAUAGUCUGUUGGCAUGAAAAAAAACCUUAAUGCUAGUUGCUUAUGUCUAAAUGAAGGGAAAUAUAUGACUACAUUGUAUUUUAGAAUUGAGAUGAGAGAGGAGCACAGUGUGUAGUGCUGAGAUGCCACAAAGGCUGUGGCUGAUGAAUGCUGACAGGCUGAAUGUGGGUGGAGGAGGUGUCUUGGCCAAGAUGGGUAGAUUUCAUGUCAGCAACAAAAUGUUCAUGGUAACUUCACCACUACCUUAAGAAAAUUCAAAUACUGGCUUUAAAAGAUAGAGGGAUCUGGGACAGAGUGUGUUUCCCCCAGACUGACUUCCUGGGAAAAAUAACCUCUAAAAAGAAAAGAUCUUAGCUGACAAGCAGAGUGAUGCUCAAAGAGAGAAGAGCUGUGUCAGUGGUGGAGGGUAUUUUCUGCUUUUUAACCUUGGCACAGUGUUAAUCAACCUUGGCAUGUUGGAGGCAGGAAAAGCAUUCUGACUUCUUUUAAAAUGAGCAAUCAUAUGUAUAAUCAACUUGGUUAAAACUUCCUUCCUGAUUUCUUCUGGCAUGGAGUUGGGGGAUCAUGAACAGCCCGUUGUUAUGAGAGACGAAAACAAACGAAGGAGAAGAAGAAUGAAACCUCAUUGUACACCAAGUAGUUUUUCAUCAAUGGAACUGAUAUCCAUUGAGUUCAUUUUACCUACAAGCAAUAAACAUACUAAAGCACCAGAAAUGAUGUUACUUGAAAUAGCUGGCAACUGUACGGUUGAGCAGAUGAAGGCACAGAUUUGGAUGCGUGCAAUAGAGACGAGUCAAGCCACAGACUUCUACCAUGCAUUCACCCCAGAUCAGUUUAUUCUGCAGUAUCAGAAGAAAGGACAAUGGUAUGAAAUUUAUGAUAAGCAUCAAGUGUUACAGACAUUGGACUGCAUACUGUACUGGAAGGUGUUACAGAAGAAGGUAGGCAAGAUCUAUGUUGUCCAGAAACAAAAACCAUCAGAAGAAGUUGAGGAGUUUCAGCGGCAACUUAAUGAUUUGAUUGGUUAUGAUGUCACUGAUGUAAGCAAUGUACACGAUGAUGAACUAGAAUUUACCCGGCGCAGAUUAGUCACUCCACGAAUGAUAGAGGUAGCCUGCAGAGAUCCUAAAUUAUAUGCAAUGCACCCAUGGACUACAUCUAAGCCACUCCCAGAAUAUUUAUUUAAAAAGAUCACUAAUAAUAACAUUUUCAUAAUCAUACAUAGAGGAACGACUAGUCAGAAAAUUAAAGUGUCAAUAGAUGACACUCCAGAUAUGAUUCUCCACAGCUUUUUCACAAAAAUGGCAAAGAAAAAAUCUUUGAUGGACAUUCCUGAAGAUCACAGCGAACUGGAUUUUGUUCUCAGGAUUUGUGGCAGAGAUGAGUACAUUACUGGGGAGACACCAAUCAAAGAUUUUCACUGGAUAAGACAGUGCCUCAAGAAUGGGGAAGAAAUCCACCUUGUCCUCGACAAUCCCCCGGACCCAAAUGAAGAUGAGGUUCAGAAGGAAGAAUGGCCUUUGGUGGAUGACUGUACAGGAGUUACAGGGUAUCAUGAACAAUUGACAAUAGAUGGAAAAGAUCAUGAGAGAGUCUUCACUAUCUCUUUGUGGGAUUGUAAUAGGAAAUUUAGAGUGAAAAUAAUUGGCAUUGAUAUCCCAGUUUUACCAAGAAAUACUGAUCUUACUGUGUUUGUAGAGGCUAACAUUCAACAUGGGCAGCAGCUCCUUUCACAGAGAAGAACUUCAUCAAAGCCUUUUACUGAGGAGGUUCUGUGGAAUAUUUGGUUGGAAUUUGAUAUCAAAAUCAAGGAUUUGCCUAAAGGAGCACUUCUGAAUCUUCAGAUAUACUGUGGCAAAGCACAGGGACCAUCUGCAAAGACAAACCUUCAGUCACAUGAAUCCUCCAACUCUGAUGCAAAAUGCAAAACCCAGCUUCUCUAUUAUGUAAAUCUUUUGUUGAUAGAUCACCGUUUCUUGCUGCGAAGUGGGGAGUAUGUACUCCAUAUGUGGAAAAUUCCAGGUAAGGGGGAAGAACAAGGAAGUAUAAAUGCAGACAAACUCACAUCAGCAACUAACCCAGAUAAAGAAAACUCAAUGGCUAUCUCUAUUGUGCUGGACAAGUACUGUCACCCAAUUGCCUUGCCCAAGCACAGGAUAUCAUCAGACCCCCAGGGGGACAGGACCCGAGCUGAAAUGCCCAACCAGCUUCGCAAGCAACUCGAAGAGAUCAUAGCAACUGACCCACUUAAUCCACUUUCUCCUGAGGACAAAGAACUGUUGUGGCACUUUAGAUAUGAGAGCAUAAAGCACCCCAAAGCAUAUCCUAAGCUGCUUAGCUCUGUGAAAUGGGGACAACAAGAAAUAGUGGCCAAAACAUACCAGUUGCUAGCUAAAAAAGAGGCUUGGGAUCAGAGCACUUUAGAUGUUGGACUCACAAUGCAACUUCUGGACUGUAACUUUUCAGACGAAAAUGUCCGAGCAAUGGCAGUUCAAAAACUGGAAAGUUUAGAAGAUGAUGAUGUUCUUCAUUAUCUUUUACAGCUUGUGCAGGCUGUGAAAUUUGAGCCAUAUCAUGACAGCGCAUUAGCCAGAUUUUUGCUGAAACGUGGUUUGAGAAACAAAAGAAUUGGUCACUUCUUGUUUUGGUUCUUAAGAAGUGAAAUUGCCCAGUCCAUGCACUACCAACAGAGGUUUGCAGUCAUCCUUGAAGCCUACCUUAGGGGCUGUGGAAAAGCAAUGCUGCAUGAUUUCAUGAAGCAGGUUCAAGUAAUUGAAUUGCUGCAUAAAGUCACAAUGGAGAUUAAAUCAGUUUCUGCAGAAAAGUAUGAUGUUACUUCUCAAGUUAUUGCACAGCUGAGACAAAAGCUUGAAAAAUUACAGGGCAGCAAACUUCCAGAAAGUUUUAGAGUUCCAUAUGAUCCUGGGCUAAGAGCAGGAGCACUGGUGAUAGAAAAAUGUAAAGUAAUGGCGUCCAAGAAGAAGCCCCUCUGGCUUGAAUUUAAAUGUGCAGAUCCAACAGCUCUGUCAAAUGAAACCAUAGGCAUCAUCUUCAAACAUGGAGAUGACCUCCGUCAGGACAUGCUAAUUUUACAGAUUCUUCGAAUUAUGGAAUCCAUUUGGGAAGCAGAAUCCUUGGACCUCUGUUUGUUGCCAUAUGGUUGCAUUUCUACAGGGAACAAAAUAGGAAUGAUUGAAAUUGUGAAAGAUGCUACAACAAUUGCCAAAAUUCAACAGAGUACAGUUGGGAACACUGGUGCAUUUAAGGAUGAAAUACUAAACCAGUGGCUCAAGGAAAGAUGCAUGAUUGAAGAGAAGUUUCAGGCAGCUGUGGAAAGAUUUGUUUACUCUUGUGCUGGAUACUGUGUGGCAACCUUUGUACUUGGAAUAGGAGACAGGCACAAUGACAACAUCAUGAUUACAGAAACAGGUAACCUUUUCCAUAUUGAUUUUGGCCAUAUUCUUGGGAAUUAUAAAAGCUUCCUUGGAAUUAAUAAGGAGAGAGUUCCUUUUGUGCUGACUCCAGAUUUUCUGUAUGUUAUGGGAACUUCCGGAAAGAAGACAAGUCUCCAUUUCCACAAAUUUCAGGAUGUAUGUGUGAAGGCUUAUUUAGCUCUCCGACACCACACAAACCUGCUGAUCAUCCUGUUCUCCAUGAUGCUGAUGACUGGAAUGCCUCAAUUAACCAGCAAAGAAGAUAUUGAAUAUAUCAGAGAUGCACUGACAGUCGGGAAAAGUGAAGAAGAUGCCAAAAAGCAUUUUCUUGAUCAGAUAGAGGUUUGCAGGGAUAAGGGCUGGACGGUGCAGUUUAACUGGUUUUUGCAUCUUGUGCUUGGAAUCAAACAAGGAGUAGAAAAGCAUUCUGCUUAAUAUUUUAUGUAAAUUAACUGUGGGUGUGAAUAGGAGGUUAGUGAACCUACAUGUUAUUUCUGAAUUAUGAAUAAAUGAGCAGUCAAAAUUGCCUUUACUCUUCUGGCAGCUUAAAUGGAUCUUGUAAAAAGGCAAGGACUUAUUUAUGCCCCUCCAGAAGAUCUUCCUGCAGAUAAGAUUUUUUUUUUCUGUUUCUAAUGACACUUCAAGUUGCUGGAUUCUUUUAGUUCCUUUGCUGUUUUGGCUUGGAUUUUUUUUUUUCUUUGUUUUGCAAUAAUUUCAGAUAAAUAUAAGGAGGAGGUUGAGUAAGAUAACCUACAAACCCCCAUGACCUUAAUUGUUUGUGAGGGUCAAGCUCUUCAAAACCAGAAGAAUUUAUAUAAAAUCUAUGGUUAUAGUGAAGUCUCUGUAGACAACCCAUAUGUGUCUCAGGAUGGUUUGGACAUGAGUGUUCUUCCUCUACAUCCUUCUCUUUUGUCCCUUCCUCAACAUUUUGUCUUUUCUGGAUUUUUAAUAUGUUGUCAGUAGAAAAGAGCUUUGGCUCUGCUAUUGGAGGAAUUGCCUUACUGUUACUGUCACCUCCUGACACAGACAACUAAUCCUGGCUGCCAGGAGAACUUUAUAGUUACUGGCAAGUUCCUCAGAUUUGAACAUGAAUUCUGAACAUUUAAUUCUGAAAGAUUUUUUACUGUACUUUUUAGUGGGUAACAUCCAUAUUAUAUUACAGAUUAUAUUCUUAGUGUAAAGUUAUUAAAAUUCCACCUGUAUAGGAAAAGCUUUGUAGAAAAAGCAAUGGUACUUCCUUAUCCCUCAGAGAAAACUCCUUAUCUAAGAGUAAUUGACAUUUUACCAAAUAUCUGAGAAACCCAAAGUUAUUUAUUCCUUGGUGAUAUAUUUUCAGGAUAUACCUAGAAGGAAUUAAAUGUAAUCUUUGAAGUUGUGUAUAUUUUGCUAUUUAUUUUUAAAUUUGUGAAGAAACAAUACUACUGAAAAGCUAUUUAUGAAAAAAAACAACAAAAAACCCUUGUCUUUAAUUUCAAUAUUUAAACUUAAAAGAGGAAAAAAUGGGCAGUGUUAAGUAGAAUUUUAACUCUCUACUGUAGAUUGCCUGCAAAUCAAGUCUGCCUAUGGUAGGAAAGGAAAAAUACAUGUAGCCUGAAUUAAUCUUUGACUUGAAUUAUUAUGGUGUAUUUCUUGCUAAUUGAUUUUUUACCAAAGAGAGAAGAUGGCUUAUAAUAUUGCUUUUUUGCACUUGUGCCCAUGUAAUUUCUUCCUUCAUUGUAGUGUUACAUGGGCUUUGCAUUACAUAUAAAUGAUUAACUGAAUUUUAAAAUUCUGAUAUCAUUUGCUUUGAUCAUUUCACAGAACUGUUAUGAUUUUAACUACUGUUACUACUGAGUGCAUUCUUGAAGGAUUUUUAAUAAAUGUACUGUAAUCGGUGUCUCAGUUAUGAGAUGUAGCCAAUCUAUUCUUGAAAUGUAGAUGUUUAAUUGUUUACUGUGCACAAGUAUUUUUGAUGUAAAUGGUAGACUCUAGUUAAGGAAAUCUCUAAGGUUAAAAUGUAGACUAUUUUGUUAUUCUGUUACAUUAUAAUUCUGUGCAAGAUAGGCUUUAGAUCAUACUAAAAUAUAAACUAAAUGGUGAAUAUUGUCUGUAAAAUGAUAUUUUUAGAUUUAUAUUUUAUAGAUCUGAAAUAAAUUGAUAUGUUCUAUUAA
Messenger RNA from Passer domesticus (house sparrow), 7957 nucleotides. RefSeq names its product phosphatidylinositol-4,5-bisphosphate 3-kinase catalytic subunit gamma (gene PIK3CG). Gene Ontology annotation, cellular component: plasma membrane; phosphatidylinositol 3-kinase complex; cytoplasm. Lineage: Eukaryota; Metazoa; Chordata; Aves; Passeriformes; Passeridae. Bases 2922 to 6242 code for a protein of 1106 amino acids. Gene Ontology annotation, biological process: cell migration; phosphatidylinositol 3-kinase/protein kinase B signal transduction; phosphatidylinositol-mediated signaling. The record is from RefSeq and is a predicted model, not a curated record. Gene Ontology annotation, molecular function: 1-phosphatidylinositol-3-kinase activity; 1-phosphatidylinositol-4-phosphate 3-kinase activity. The transcript is spliced from 12 exons.